Molecule: messenger RNA, 3376 nt
Organism: Micropterus salmoides (largemouth bass)
Lineage: Eukaryota; Metazoa; Chordata; Actinopteri; Centrarchiformes; Centrarchidae
Product: ADAMTS-like protein 2
Exons: 18
Coding region: 1-2829 (942 amino acids)
Biological process (GO): extracellular matrix organization
Cellular component (GO): extracellular matrix
Source: RefSeq, a predicted model, not a curated record
AUGAGGGUGUGGUCAUGGGAACAGUGUGGGGAGACGGUCAUGGUCCUGCUGGGCUUCCUGACGCUGGCAGUAUCUGUGGGGAACCUGUCCACAAGGGGACUGCAGGAGGACGGCGUGGCGUCCAACAGUCUGGAGGAGGAGCUGGAGGUCACCACGUACUGGUGGGGGGAGUGGGCCAAGUGGACAGCCUGCACUCGUACCUGUGGAGGGGGAGUGAUGUCACAGGAAAGACACUGCCUCAAACAGAGAAAAAAAGUUGCUGCUGGGAAAGACAACAUGACCUGUACAGGAACUGCUAAGAAAUAUCAUCUCUGCAACACUAAAGAAUGUCCUGCGACGGGGAGGAGCUUCAGAGAGGAGCAGUGCUGGUCCUUCAACUCCCAGCUUUACAAUGGGAGGAACUACCAGUGGAAACCUCUGUAUCCUGACGACUACGUUCACAUCUCUAGUAACCCCUGUGACCUCCACUGCACCACCACCGACGGCCAGAGGCAGCUGAUGGUGAUGGCACGAGACGGCACUUCAUGCAAGUACAGCAGUUACCGCGGCGUCUGCGUGGACGGUAAGUGUGAGCCAAUCGGAUGUGACGGAGUACUGUUUUCCUCCAACACCUUGGAUAAGUGUGGGGUCUGUCAGGGGGACGGCAGCAGCUGCAGCAGGGUCACCGGAAACUUCCGCCGUGGAGCCAUGACUCUGGGUUACUCCUUUAUCACUCAAAUCCCUGAAGGAUCAUGGGACAUCCAGAUCAUUGAGAGGAAGAAGUCGGCUGAUGUUCUAGCUGUGACUGACCAGGCAGGCAACUUCUUCUUUAACGGGGCUUACAAGGUGGACAGUCCCCAGAACUUCCACGCAGCAGGAACCGUUUUUAAGUACCGGCGACCCAUGGAUGUCUACGAGACCGGGAUAGAGUACAUUGUUGCCAAAGGCCCCAUCGACCAGGCCAUCAAUAUUCUGGUGUGGAACCAGAACGGUCGCACACCGUACAUCACUUACGAAUACACCGUCCUUCGAGACUCCCUGCCACCCAUCCCACCUCCUCCACUCUACACGGGAUCAGACACCUCAGCCGGAGAGGUUUCUGUGGAGGUGGGGAGUCUGCUGCCACCGAACAGCAGUAUUUAUGACCAGGCGGCCCCUGAGGGCCAGUUAGAGCCGGGAGGGGCCGAGGUGCAGAAGGGCCAAGAGACCAACGAGGUGUAUGAGGAGACAGCGGAAAUCAGCUGUGACCAGGAUGUAGCAGCUGCCCCAAAAUCUACAGAAGGAAACAGCAGCCAUAGCACUGCCAAGCCUGCUACUGCCGGUGGCUCCCUGGAUGUGGUGCCAGACUCCCCAAAUCUCAUCUGGAGGGUUCUGCUGGAUGGCCGAAUUGGCCCAGAUGAGCUGCUCAUCAACAUCUCAACCAAUCAGCUGCUGACAGAGGGAGACAGUUUGUUCUCAUCAGAGGUGGGGCCAGUGGAGGCGGACCUGAGCAGCCUGGAGCAAGACAGGCUUAAUGAGACGCUGGAGUUUGCUCUGGGUCGCAAACGCAACGACAGCGGAGACAGUUCCUACCAGAACAAAACAGUGCAGAGUGGGGCAAGGACCUCCAGCCGCGCCAACAGAACAAGGGGGAAUCAAAGGAUUCACCAGAAGAACCUGAAGCUGAGUGCUGCUGACAUGUAUCGCUGGAAACUUUCCUCUCAGGAGCCCUGCAGCAUGACCUGCUCUAUAGGAGUGUCAAAGUCUUUCGUCACAUGUAUUCGUUAUGAUGGCAUCGAGGUGCACGAUAUGUACUGUGAUGCUCUGACCAGACCAGAGCCGGUCCACGACUUCUGUAUUGGGAGAGAAUGUCAGCCCAGAUGGGAGGCGAGCAGCUGGAGCGAGUGCUCAAGGACGUGCGGGGAGGGUUUCCAGUUUCGCCAAGUUCGCUGUUGGAAGAUGCUUUCACCAGGCCUGGACAGCUCGGUCUACAGUGACCUCUGCACCAUGGCUGACCUGGAGAGACCUAUGGAGAGACGGCCCUGCAAGAGCCCCGCGUGCGGCCCACAGUGGGAGGUGGCCGAGUGGACCGAGUGUCCUGCUAAAUGUGGCCGCAAAGCCCAGGUGAGCCGUGAUGUCCGGUGCUCCGAUGAGACCAGACCAUGUGACCCGAUGACCAAACCGCCAAAUAUCAAAAACUGCACAGGCCCUCCCUGCGAACGCCACUGGACUGUGUCCGAGUGGGGGCCUUGCUCGGGGUCAUGCGGCCAGGGGAAGAUGGUACGUCAUGUGUACUGUAAGGCUCCGGAGGGUCGCGUGGUUCCUGAGAACCAGUGCUCCGCGGAGAACAAGCCGCUGGCCAGCUACCCCUGUGGGGAGAGAGACUGUGCUCCACACUGGCUGAGCCAAGACUGGGAGAGGUGUAACACAACCUGUGGUCGUGGCGUGAAGCGAAGGAUGGUCCUGUGUGUCGGCAUCAGUGGAGGAAAGUUCCAGACCUUUGAUGAUGAGGCGUGUGGAGCCAGCGAGAAGCCUGAGGAGGAAAACACUUGUUUUGAAAGGCCAUGCUUCAAAUGGUACACCACCCCCUGGUCUGAGUGCACUAAGACGUGUGGUGUGGGUGUGAGGAUGAGGGACGUGAAGUGUUACCAGGGCAGGGAGUUGGUCCGAGGCUGCGACCCGCUCACCAAACCUGUGGCCAAACAGACCUGCACCCUGCAGCCCUGUCCCACUGAGCCGCCAGAUGAGAGCUGCCAGGAUCGUCCCUCUACCAACUGCCUGCUGGCGCUGAAGGUCAACCUGUGCAGCCACUGGUACUACAGCAAAGCCUGCUGCCACUCCUGCCGCGCCGUACGACCUCCAACCUCCUAGUCCAGGACACCACAGCCUCUCUCCACCCCGAAUCUAACUUCAGCACGAGGAAAGAAAUGGUUACGUUUAUGUACACGUGAUGCUACAGUUACUGUGAACAUUGAGAGGAAGCUGAAAGGCACCUGGAAGCACCUACCUGUUUUUAAGAAGCAGCGCUUCCUCCACUAGCUUGGUUUUACAUGGGUUCAUCUAUCAGUCGGAUAGUUCAAAUGAUUUAAGAUGAAAUCUGGUCAUCUUGAUAUCAGACAAAAACAUUUUGCCCUGUUGAUAUUUCAUCAACAGCAAUGUUCACAGAUACUGUACAACAGGAACACAUUUGUCAUUCUCUAUUUGCUCUUUUUCUUACAUCUUUUCCACUUUCUUUUUCAAUCACAAAUUGUAAUGUAAAAUAGAAAAAGAAUAUGUUUAAUUUGAGGGGAACUUUACUACUCUACUACUCAAAUUUUGAUUUGUUACUAUUACUUCCCAGUGUGUGUAGGGGGGCCUUUCAUAAAACAUUGAAAUCACCUGCAGCAGCCUUUCGUCUCGAGACCUCUGAAACAUUUCA